This is a messenger RNA of Lytechinus pictus (painted urchin), 7686 nucleotides long. Its product is annotated as 2-oxoadipate dehydrogenase complex component E1-like. Gene Ontology annotation, molecular function: oxoglutarate dehydrogenase (succinyl-transferring) activity; thiamine pyrophosphate binding. The transcript has 21 exons. The coding region runs from base 327 to 3188 and encodes 953 amino acids. The record is from RefSeq and is a predicted model, not a curated record. NCBI's taxonomy places the organism in Eukaryota, Metazoa, Echinodermata, Echinoidea, Temnopleuroida, Toxopneustidae. Gene Ontology annotation, biological process: tricarboxylic acid cycle.
GGAGUACAGGUUCUCGGUUUUGCGCGCACACUCGGCUGGGCGUACGCACGGAAUAGAACGUAUAUAUCGGUGCAAAUAAAUUCGUUUAAUAUCGUCUACGUCUAGAACUUAACUAGACUAGACAUUUUGAUGCAUAGGCGCCUGCAACAAGCCAGGGGUCGGGACAAAUAACGUUAAAGUUAGUCUAGUAGUACAUCAAGAUUUUGGCAAGGAAUCAAACGAGAAACCCUGGGAAUAUUCCUGAAUUUGUAUCUACAUAUAUCAUACAUUUCAUUUUGCCAUUAUAGUGUUUAAUUUUGAGAAGGAAAGAAACUGGAAGGCGGAACAUGUUGCGUUUCUUUCGACAUAGUCGUGCCAGGAUUCUGUCGCAGCUGGCAACGCCAUACGGACGGCGCUUAGCGGGGGCAGUUCCCGCCGUACAACACCAACCAUCCCGCUCGUACAAUUUUGGUCGCGAUGUGUACGGAUUUCGACAAUCGGCUUGGCAGCCGCUUAAUUUGAUAGGCCUUCAGCAACAAGCAGAGGGGGAGAAUAUUUUUACAGACAAAGCUGUAAUACAGAAUAGGAUUGAGAAUGCCAAUCUGCUCCGCCUCGUAAUAGCCUACAGGGAACAUGGACACAAAAGGGCAACGCUGGAUCCUUUGGGGCUGUUGCAACUCCAAUCUGUGCCUGAGUUAGAUCCUCAGCUGUAUGGACUCUCAUCUGAUAACAGUGAACUGUACAACUUGACAGGUAUUGUAAACAUUGGAAAAAAGGAAGGAACAAUUCAAGAGGUUAUUGAGCAUCUACAGAAGGCUUACUGUGGCAAUAUUGCUGUUGAAUUUGCUCACUUACUGACAAGUGAAGAGAGAGAAUGGUUUUCCAAUGAAGCUGAAGAGAGCCCUCAUUGGUUUGUAUCUAAUGCCACUCGGCAGAGGAUUGCACAAUUGAUGGCAGAUGCUCAGGCUUUUGACCAAUUCAUGACCACCAAGUUUGCGACUGUAAAGCGUUACGGCGGGGAAGGAGCUGAGAGCAUGAUGGCAUUUUUCCAUCAACUUUUUACUCAAGCUGUUUCAGAUGGAGUUGAAGACAUUGUUCUUGCCAUGCCACAUAGAGGGCGCUUGAAUCUUUUAAUGGGACCCCUUGGUUUCUCACCAUUGGUGAUGUUGAAGAAACUCAGGGGCAACCCAGAGUAUGCCCCACAUCUGCACUGUGUGGGGGACAUACCGACACAUCUCUGGACGUCCGUGGAUCUGGAUGUGGACGGAAAAGAAUUGCAUCUCUCUCUCAUUCCUAAUCCUUCACAUCUUGAGGCUAACAUACCUGUUGGCAUUGGUAAAGCUAGAGGGCGCCAGAUGAGAAAACAAGAAGGUGACUAUGCUGCUGAUCCCUCAUCUGAUUGUUGUCAUGGCGAUAAAGUCAUGAACGUUCUUCUUCAUGGUGAUGCAGCUUUUGUUGCCCAGGGAGUGAUUGCUGAAUGUUUUGCGAUGGCCAACCUUCCUCACUAUGCCGUCGGUGGAUCCAUACAUCUAGUCGUCAACAACCAAAUUGGCUUCACCACACCAUCAGAGAGAGGGCGCUCUUCUCCAUACUGUAGUGACAUUGCCAAAAUGAAUGGAAAUCCUGUUAUCCAUGUGAAUGGCAUGGACCCUGAGGCUGUUCUAUCAGCUUGCAGGCUUGCAGUGAGCUACAGACACAAAUUCAGGAAAGAUGUGGUGGUUGACUUUCUGUGUUUCCGUCGCUGGGGUCAUAACGAGCUUGACGACCCCUCCUUCACCCAGCCCAUCAUGUAUGAUAACAUCCGAUCAAGGCUCAGCAUACCAGAUGCAUACAUCCAGAAAGCUGCCGAAGAGGGAUCCAUCAAUAAGGAGGAGAUUAACACAAAUGUGUCAGAGAAGAUGCAGGAAUGGAAUCGAUGUCUGAAAGAAGCAGACUCCUCCCCCGCCCAUGCCUAUGAAUCCAUACGUCAGGGUCAAUGGUCAUCAUGUGAUCCUCCUCCAUUACACAUUGCAUUAUGGGAUACAGGUGUUGAAACAGAUUUACUGAAAUUCAUUGGGGGAAAGUCUGUAGAAAUUCCUAAUGAUUUUGGUAUACACCCGCAUCUAAAGAAGACCUUUGUAGAUGCAAGAUUGAAGAAAGUACAGGACGGAUCUGCUAUAGAUUGGGCUACUGCAGAGAGUUUGGCUUUUGGGUCAUUGCUAGUUCAAGGAUUCAAUGUGAGACUAAGUGGUCAGGAUGUAGGGCGGGGUACCUUCAGUCAUCGUCAUGCCAUGCUGGUUGAUCAAGAUAAUGACAGUAUCCACAUACCACUCAACCACAUCGAUCAAUCACAAAGAGGUUUCUUUGAGGUUGCAAACAGUCCACUGUCAGAAGAAGCUGUGUUAGGUUUCGAGUAUGGGAUGAGCAUAGAGACUCCUAAUCUGAUGGUUAUAUGGGAGGCUCAGUUCGGUGAUUUCUUCAAUGCUGCUCAGACAAUCAUUGAUACCUACAUCUUUCCUGGAGAGUUAAAAUGGCUUCUUCAAAGUAGUCUCGUCAUGCUGCUUCCCCAUGGCUUUGAUGGAGCUGGCCCCGAGCACUCUUCCUGUCGUCUUGAGCGAUUCCUUCAGGCUUGUGACAGCAGCGAUGAGAGAGUGGAUGGAGACAAUGUCAAUGUGCAGAUUGCCAACCCAACAACACCAGCUCAGUACUUUCAUAUUCUACGACGACAGAUGGUCCGUAACUACAGGAAGCCUUUGAUCAUGGCCUCUCCAAAGAUCCUUCUACGUCUUCCAGCUGCCACUUCAGACCUCUCGGAGAUGGGUCCUGGAACUAGUUUUAGACCAGUUAUAGAUGACCAGACUACUGAUCCUAAAAGUAUCCAGAAGGUUAUUAUAUGCUGUGGAAAGCACUAUUAUGCCCUUCAGAAGGAGAGGGAGAGCAGACAGGCUCAUGAUAUAGCCAUAGUGAGGGUCGAGUCUCUAUGCCCCUUCCCAGCUGAUGUCCUGCAAAGUGUUUUAAGUAGAUAUACUAAUGCCAAAGAUUAUGUUUGGAGUCAAGAGGAACACAAGAAUAUGGGGGCGUGGUCCUUUGUAGCACCUCGCUUUGAAAACCUUGUUGGGUAUAAGCUUGCGUAUGCUGGGAGAGAUGUUCUUGGAGUUCCUGCUGUUGGCACGGCAACGCUACACCAAGAAGAGGUCAGACAGAUCAUGGUGCGGACGUUUGAUCGGUAGUUUCUACAAAAAUUCUUAUUCGAUAUGAAUGUAAUGAAGAUACAGGUGAUAUUACAUUAAUGUUACGACUAUGUAUGUGUUCAAGAUGAUCUUAUUCUUAAACAAAGGUUCCUUUUUUUUAGCAGAGAUGCCAACCUUGUAAAAUAAAUUGAAGUAUGCCUUACUAUGGAUUAAACAAAAGUAUUUUUGGUGGUAAAACAGUAUUUUCCCACUUUUGCUGCAAUAGACAUGUGCGAUUUUGGAACGAAGUAUAGAUCAUGAAACCUGCAGUAUUUUCAAUAAAAAGUAGUUUUAAAUACUGCCAACAGGAACAGUUAUCAUUUCUGCUUUAAGUUACUUACCAAAUUCUGUGCCAUGUCUUUGAGCAGGAAGUCCACUCAGUAUCUAAUAGCAGGGCCCGUUGGGAGAACAGUUUUCGGAACUGAAGUGGCUACCCUGGGUAAAUAUACCGUUAUUAUCAUUAUUAUAUUUCAAUGCGGCAUUCCUAUAUUCUCUUUUGUUUUGUGUAUGCUGAAAAGGGAGGAUUAGAAAGGAAAAAGCCGAGUGUGUUUGCCACUAAAAGAUGAAGUUCAGACUUUUGUCUAGGUACCUUUAUGUUUGGUUAAGAACAUCUCGUAAUGCAAACACUUGAUGCAAACGGACACACACUGCCAUCACAUGCUGAAUAUUACUAGAGUGUCACUGUCAUCAAUUUUUUCAAGUUCUUAGCAUUGUAACUUUUUUGUACAAACCCAGCUGUUUCUUUAACAAAAUACUAUUUUCUUGUAUUUUCUCAUCUGUUCUUUUUUUAUUCAGGGAAGGGGGAUAGUGUGUAUGUAUAUUUUGUUAAAGUUAAAGGAAACUAUGAUUAUUAUUUUUAUUAUCGUUAUAAUUUUAGUUAUUUUCCCAUCAGGCCCACAGUCUUAUUUGUAUUGUGCUUGUUCUUGAUGCAGCUUUGUAUAAUAGAGUAAAGUGAGAUUUGUUCUGAGUGCUGUUAAGUUCUUUGUCUGAAAUUGUGCAUUAGUAUUUAGUCAUCUUUCCUUCUUGGUAACAUGAUGAAUUGUGAAACAGCAUCUACAUUGCAUGACUGGUGUGCUCUUUUUUCAACUCAUGUUAUUAUGCUGCAGGACUAAAAAAAUCAUAGGUUAUUAAAUGUUUAGAUUAAACCCAUGAGUUACCUAAUAUGUUGUAAAAUGUAAGUUAACUUUCAGAUGAAUACUGACGGUUGUUAUAUUCUACAGUAUACCUGUAUCCAAUUAUUCUUGAAUUUUGAAUAGAUGUUCAUCAUGAAAAAUACUGAUCAAAGAAACAAGAUUAUGUAUUCAAAGAGUUCUCAGAAAUACACCUAAUUUUACAAACCUAGAAUACUUAGAUCGAGUAUAUAUACGUCUACAAAUAUUUUUGCAAAUAACCAAGAUGAUCACAAAUGGUUGUCUGUAAUGACAUGUUAUCAAAGUAUUGUUUAUAGUUGCCUGUGUUGUUAAUUCUGAAACGUACUCUCUGAAAUAUAAAUAUAUAGAUAAGGAUUCAAAGAUUAAUUCAAAUUACUUGUUGACAUAUAUAUGUACACUGUAAUAACAUGUUUGUAAUAUUGUUGAAGACCCUUCGCAUAACCUGUUCAAAUGUGUGCAAUAUGAUAAAAGGCAUUUUCUUUGAAUUCAGAGUCUCAGAGCUGCUACUCAUUGCCAAUAGAAAUUGGGUGAGUGGUAUGAUUGGUAUCUGUAUUAAAAAAAUAGGUUACUAUCAAUGUUAAAAACUGGUUUGGAGAUAUUAGUUUGUAAACACCUUCCUUCUCUUCAAUAGUGGCAUAGUAUAUGAAAGUCACAAUAUUAUGACAAUAUGGUGGUGCAUUGCUUUGAAAUGUGGGAUUAAACUCAAAUUGACAAGUUCCAUAUUGACCUGUGUUUGUUGAAUCAUUCAAGAUACACAACUCCUUGCAAAAGAACAUAUAUAUAAUAUUGAUUGGCUUUGAGAGAGAUACCAUAUAUAUUUCCUGAAGUAGUCUCACAAUGCCCGAGUCUUGACGAGGGCAAUAUGGGCCUAUUGAUCGAAAUAUAUGGCUUCUCCCGAAAAUUAAAGCCAGUCAUUAUUAUUAUUAUUACCUAUAGGCCUGCAACUGUAUGAUGUGUAAUUUAAGCUUUUAUUUGCAGCAAUUCAUGCCUUUUUGCCGGUUGGUACUUCUGAAUUCAGGUUGUUCGUGAAUUUGAUGAUGUAAUCCUGGCUAAGUAAUUGUGACGUGAAGUGUAAAGCAGCACAGGUGUGCAUCAUGCAUGGCAUGUAGAUACACUUUAUGCGUACAAGUCUUGCGCUUGAUAAAAUGGGAAUACGGAUAUUACGGACCGAUAAUUUACUACAUAGGUGCAAUAGGAAAAAGACAAAAUUCGCGAAGUAGGGUGUAUGAAUAUUAUGGUCCCUAAUCAUUCAGUUGAACCCUGGCUGGACCAUUGUGAUGUAAUUUGUGUUGAGUUAAUCAAUCAGACAACCAAAAUACAUGUUUAUAUCUUGUCUCCAAAAUGCCUCAUUCUGGUAAUAAUUGAUACUUUCAUAGCACUAAUUAAUUCACCUCAGGUAGACAACAGUUUUCUAAGGUGCCAGAGCUCUCAUUUACUAUUUAAAUCAUACAGUAAAAAUAAAUUGCCAAAACUUGUUAUUUAAGGUAAAAUGCAAAGAAAAUGUAAUGAGUAUACAUGUACAAGUUUUGAUUUCAAUGAAAUCUUUAGUACAUUAUCAUAUUUAUUUGAAUUAGGAUACCGAAAGCUAGCAUUCCAUGUGUGGACUUCAAUUCUUGUCAAGCCUAGAGUUAAACCUAGGUAUAAUUAUGUAAAACCCCCCAAAAUCAACUCGCAACUUUUACAUUUGUUCCUUACGCUAUAUUUUUGAAACCACAUCUCCAAUGGCUAAUCAAAAGUGAGCUAUCAUGUGGAGGGUCACAAUUCCACUUUCAUGGCAAUCAUUUCGGUUAUCUCAAUUGUCACAAAAAAUGGGUCACCAGUUGCGUGUAAAGUUAUGCGUAACUCACAAACCACAAAAAACCUGAGAUUUCAUGAAACUCUGUCCAGAUUCGAUAUUGUUUUUUGUGUAAUCAUACACAAUAUAUUAUUCAUCCUCUAUACGAGUAUGUGUGCAAAUAGCCAUUAUAAAUUGUGUAUUCUAUAUAAAGAAGUUAUACACCAUACAUAUACAGGUAGCUAUGUACACUGAUGUGUGUGUAUGAAUUACUUUUCAAAAUGUCAAGGUAUAGGUGGUUAGCUGUUUUUUUCUAUCAGAUUUGUUUUAUUUUCGUAUGGUGUAUAUAUGCUAUAUUUCAUAUUCAUGUUAUUUCUACAAAUAUAUAGUACUGUGUUAUGUUUUAGAAUAAACUAUUCCUUGAUUCAAAGUUUACAAGUACGUUGGCUGAAAAUUUUUGCAGAAUUUUAGUUUAACCCUUAUUGCAUCAUGUUUGUAUCGAAUGGAAUUUUUUAUUUGAAAAUGUAUUAUAUAAAUACAAACAAUACUGAAAACUGCUUUGCCCUUUGGGUGUUGAAAUAUCUAGGCACUGUUGUGACCAUUAGUGUAAUAAAAGUAUAAUUACAUCACAGCUUUAUAUGGCAUGUCCAAAUAUUCUCUCUGACUCUGCUAUAGCUAUUAUUUUUUUUUUAUAGCUUUUUGUGUACUUUGUCUUGACAAAAGUAUUGGAGCUUAUGCAAUUUCAGCUAUUUUCAUUUGUGAUCACUCACAUCCAUGCGUAGACCACAAGUACAUGUAUGUGUUAGUAUAGAUAUCUGCUUUUUCAAGGCUCUGAAGAGGUAACACAAUCAGAGUGAAGAAUACACAGAAAUUCUACAGGAUAUUAUACACGGUCUACUCUAAGCAUUCAAGUAUUUCCCAGAAGUGCACCAAGAUUAUUUUCAUGAUUUUUUUAAUGUUAUCUUAUAUGUUGUUGAAUGGGUCAGUCUAGUUGUCUCGUUUCCUCUUCCUACCCCCCCCCCCUUCUCAGAUAUUAUUUUGACUCUCUUUCGUGAAAUACUCAACAUUUUUAUACAUCUGACCCCCAUUUUUCUCAAGUUUUACUUCACUUCAUAAACUGACCAAGUCAUGAUCAUUUGAGAGCAUUACACUACAGACUGUCAAAAGAACCAGAAAUGGCAUGUUAUUUGUUAAAAUUGAAUUGUGUGUUUCAUAUUGCCAUUCCUGUUCUAUGUAGGUACUGUUUUAAUCGUGUUAUGUUGUAUAAUUAUUUGUAUUUCAGCCAGCUGCCAGUGAUGAUGAGUUCAAUAAUUAGCAUUAUGAUUAUUUGAAUGAAGAUACUUAUAUUUCAAUAAGUGAACUUCUGAAAUUACCAAAAUUAUUUCUUCAUGGAGGAAUAGUUAUUUAUUUCAUAUAGCUUGAAAUAUUUUAUUUUUCCUUCAAUUGUGAAUCUGCACCUAAGAUCUGACAAUCUAGAGUUAAAUUUGAUGUAAUAUUCAUGUACACAAUGUUCAUCAAUCAGAAAUGUAUGAAAAGGAAAUAAAUACUAAAGAUGAAUAUUUUAUAACAAACC